Messenger RNA from Papilio xuthus (Asian swallowtail), 739 nucleotides. RefSeq names its product dynein light chain Tctex-type 1. The record is from RefSeq and is a predicted model, not a curated record. Gene Ontology annotation, cellular component: cytoplasmic dynein complex; cytoplasm. The coding region runs from base 176 to 523 and encodes 115 amino acids. Gene Ontology annotation, molecular function: dynein intermediate chain binding. Gene Ontology annotation, biological process: microtubule-based movement. The transcript has 3 exons. NCBI's taxonomy places the organism in Eukaryota, Metazoa, Arthropoda, Insecta, Lepidoptera, Papilionidae.
CUGUUUGGUUUAAUUCGGUAGAACCUAACAGAGAUCUUCGAAUUCGAAUGUACCCUAUACCACCAACAAAGUGUAAAGCCUCAUGAAGUCUACACAUUUAGAAACUCUGACUGGAAAAUGAAGAAAAAUAUAUUACUGUCUACAGUAAAAUCGAUUUCAAAAUGAAAUUUGAAACAUGGCGAAUGCUGAUGAUGACGAGAAUAUUGUGUUUAAUGUAGAAGAGGUCCAAAAAAUUGUGAGAGACAACAUUGAACUUUGUCUUGGAGGCAAUACUUACAGUCAUUCACGUACGCCGCAAUGGAUUUCUAUUAUUACUGAAAAAACUUUAUCAAGAUUGAAUAAAUUAAAUAAGCCUUUCAAAUACAUAUUGAGAAUAACAAUAACUCAAAGAAACGGAGCGGGCCUGCAUACCGCUGCUGCUUACUUUUGGGACACAGCGACUGAUGCGACCUGUACCGUUCGUUGGGAAAAUAAAUACAUGUACUGCAUUGUUAAUGUUUUUGGCUUGGCAUUACAAAUAUAAAUCAUUUUAAAAAUAUCAACAGUUUUAUUUGAAACAAUAAUUCGAAUAUAGUCAUGUAUCAAGUAAGAGCUUGUCAAUCUUUUUUUAAACUCCAAAAGAAUGCUAACUACAGUAACCAUUCUAAAAAGGCUGGUGUUUCAAAAACCGAUUUUUUUGAUUAUCUUCAUAAGUAUUUUAAAAUGGAAUAUAUAAGUUAUCUCAGUAUCUUAAAAUAAA